Molecule: messenger RNA, 747 nt
Organism: Suillus paluster
Lineage: Eukaryota; Fungi; Basidiomycota; Agaricomycetes; Boletales; Suillaceae
Product: kinase-like domain-containing protein
Exons: 5
Coding region: 1-747 (248 amino acids)
Biological process (GO): protein phosphorylation
Molecular function (GO): ATP binding; protein kinase activity
Source: RefSeq, a predicted model, not a curated record
AUGAUUCUUUGGAUCGUACAGAAAAUCAGCAGAGAAAUUGGCAUUUUGAAGAAUCUACGCCAUGACAACAUUGUACCGUUGUGGGGUAUAGCGACAGGGUUUGGACGCAUGCCAGAGUUGCGCUGCUUAGUAUCUCCGUGGAUGCCAAACGGCACGUUGAAUGCCUACUUGGCAUGCAACCACCAGCAUCUGACAGUCCUCGACCGCUCACAUAUGCUGGAGGAUGUCAGCGCUGGACUUUAUUACUUGCACUCGGUGGACGUCGUGCACGGGGAUAUGACAGGAGCGAAUAUACUGAUCGACGAGGGAGGCCAUGCGAGGCUAAUUGAUUUUGGUCUUUCCACAAUUACCCGACCCCUUCCCGGCCAGUCGCACUUGGCUGCGACAUCUAUACGCGCAGGUGCUAUCCGUUAUACAGCACCAGAAAUCUUUCUGUCAGAUGAUGUCCGUGACCUGGGAUAUUUGGAAAAAACUGAUAUCUAUUCUUUUGGUUGUAUAAUGCUUCAAGUUCUUUCGGGUCGCCGCCCUUGGUCUGAGAUCAAGUCUGAAAAUCCGGAAUUACGCAUUGUUCUUCUGAUACCCGAAGGUCGUGGACCACAGCGCCCCAUCAGCCAUCCUGCGAUAACAGACUCAGAUUGGAACUUUAUCCAAAGGUGUCUGCAGUUCAGACCCGAACGUCGACCUUCAGGUGAUGAAGUGCUUGGCUUCGUCAUGCAUAGGUUUUCCUCCUCGGGUAAGCGUGCAUAG